Cyprinodon tularosa is the source of this 5538-nucleotide messenger RNA. RefSeq names its product potassium channel, subfamily K, member 12 (gene kcnk12). Gene Ontology annotation, biological process: potassium ion transmembrane transport; stabilization of membrane potential. The transcript is spliced from 2 exons. Lineage: Eukaryota; Metazoa; Chordata; Actinopteri; Cyprinodontiformes; Cyprinodontidae. Gene Ontology annotation, cellular component: membrane. The coding region runs from base 573 to 1805 and encodes 410 amino acids. Gene Ontology annotation, molecular function: potassium ion leak channel activity. The record is from RefSeq and is a predicted model, not a curated record.
CAUAUGCGCUGUAGUGGGAUUCAGCGUGCCACUACAACAUGCACACAAAGACUGCAGCUUCUCUCUUCCCAGAUCACCAAACCUGAGGAUGCGGGACUUUAUUUAAGAUCGAGAAUUGGAUAAUUUUUUUGUAUAAGGCAUCUGUAAGUUAGACAUAUUGGAUCCUCCCUGUUUAUAUUUUGGAGAAACCCGGGAUUUGGUGCGGGAAAGUCGGAGUCCUCGGCUGCCUGUUGGUGCACAAAGACGCGCGGGUCGUUGUUGGAUUCAAUCUGCAGUCCACUUAACAGCAACUGCAUUGCCACUAACGUGGGAGAAUAUGUAUGUAUUAUGAAACUAAGCGCCUGGAGCUUUACUUGUGAACUCUUUGAGGAUCACCACGCUUGCAUCUACAUAAGGAGUGAAAACCAUCACUCUUUAAAACAACUACAAUGUGGUACGCAAAGUAAGUAGAGGAAAUGUUGCCUCCAAGCUCAGCAGGACUGUGACUUCAAGCGCGUGGCCGCCGACCCGUGAACGCUGCACUCGAUGUGGAGCUUGUCGCUGUCCGACGCGCGUGUGGUGCUGAAAUUUGGAUGAUGCCCAGCCUGCGACUGCAGGGCUGCCGCUCCCUGCACCUGAACGAAGACAACGGGCGCUUCGUUUUGCUCGCCGUCCUCAUCCUGGUGUACCUGCUGUGCGGCGCUGCAGUUUUCUCAGCCAUAGAGAGGCCCUCGGAGCUGCGGGCUCACGGCCGCUGGAACGGGACGCUGCUUAACUUUAGUGAGACGUUCAACAUCAGCCUACAGGAGCUCAACUCUUUUCUUCGGGAGUACGAAGCCGCUAUAGCCGCCGGGAUCCGGGCUGAUGCACUAAGACCGAGAUGGGAUUUUACAGGCGCUUUUUAUUUUGUUGGAACUGUGGUGUCGACUAUAGGGUUUGGGAUGACGACGCCUGUGACAAUUGCUGGGAAAGUGUUCCUGAUAUUUUAUGGGCUUCUGGGCUGCGCUGCCACUAUCCUCUUUUUUAACCUCUUCCUGGAGCGCAUUAUAACACUCCUGGCUGUUGUAAUGAAGGCUGUGAGAGAAAGAAGAAUCAGGAACAGCGGUCUCCUUCCACCAGGAAUCCGGCAUGACUUCUCAGCCUACUCUCUCCCAGGAUGGAAGCCAUCCGUGUACCACGUGAUGCUGAUUCUGGGACUGUCAGCCAUAACCAUCUCCUGCUGUGCGUCGGCUAUGUACAGCCCCGUAGAGGGCUGGGCAUACUUAGAUUCACUCUACUUCUGCUUCGUCACCUUCAGCACCAUUGGCUUUGGCGACUUUGUCAGCAGCCAGAGUGCUGCCUACCAAUACCAAAGCCUCUAUAGGGUGGCCAACUUCUUCCUAAUGCUAAUGGGCGUCUGUUGCAUCUACUCACUCUUCAAUGUAAUUUCUAUUGUUAUCAAGCAGGUGCUCAACUGGAUGCUGGAGAAAAUGAGCUGUUUGUUUUGUCAGCGUUGCAGUAAGGCAAACGCCCUCCUGGGCAGGCGCAACGCCAUCCGCCCAGGCUCCAGGGGUCGUCAGAGUCGGUUCAGUCAUCAGCCUGACUCAGACGGUCCAUGUGAUAGUGACACUGAAGGACGGAGGCUAUCAGGGGAAAUGAUCUCCAUGAAGGACCUGGCGGCUUCAAACAAGGUGUCCCUUGCUCUCAUGCAGAAGCAGCUGUCUGAGUCUGCCAACGGAUAUCCCAGGACGGUCUGUGGCAGCUCUCGCCAUAAUGGCUUCUCUGGGGGCGUGGGGGCCCUUGGUAUCAUGAACAACAGACUGGCAGAGACGAGUAACUCCAGGUAGAACAUGCAGAGAGGAAAACAAAGCAUCCAAACAUCUCUCAACUUUAUAGUGGAACCCUGCAGUUCUGCUGAAAUGGUACCUUGUUAUGCAUGUCAUAUAUCAUUUUUAUACUCCUGACUGGAAUUAAAAACCUCUUCUAAGGAUGAUGGCAUGAACAGAGAAUCACAGAGCUCCUCUUAAAGCAUGGUGACAGCACUCUCAACCUAAGACUCAAAAAGAAUGAGCUUUAAAAUAUCAGCUCUUGGCUGGAAGCAGUUGGUGCACCCAGUCAGUUCAUCAGACCUUUUAUGGUUGAAUCAUUGUGCUGUAAAAGAGCCAAGUGAAGCAAACUGCACAGUUUUUGCUUUCUUGGAGUGUUGCCAGUUCAUUUGAAUGUACAUAUGCUGACAAAAAAAGUAUAACCGCUGACUGAUAUAGCACAUACUGAUCUAUGCAUUAUAUUUCUUGUACAUUUUGCACCAUUUUUCAACGUUUCCUUUCUUUUACCCCUAUCCUGCCUUUUGUUGAUUAAUUUCUUUUCUUGGGGCCAACAGUGAAAAGUAGACCUUCACAUCAUGGCCAUGAUGUAGCUGAUUUAAAGGGGGUUGUAGCAUAGGACAGCUUUCCAGUGCUACACCAACAAGCUACAAAGAGAAAUUUCCUCUCUCUGCAAAUGGAAAAAAGGAAAAAGAUGAAGAAUGAAAAUCUGUUUCUUGAGAGAGAGAAACUGGCCUUCUUAUCAGCUAUAUGCACAUGUUUGAGUGGCCAGACACUGACUUAAAGGGUAAAAGAUGGCACCAACCAUAUCUUUCUUUCACCAUGCUGUAUGUUUCAAGCUAAACAACUCACUGUGAGGAAAAUAAAGAGUUUUUUUUCUGUUUGGUAUUAACUGCAGUGUAUUAUAAAGAAAUUGCAAAAAGAAGAAAAGGAGAAAAACACUAGAUAGGUUAAAGAUGUAUGAGGAGGUCCUUUUCACUAGAAUGCAAAGGUUUUCAUGAAACAUUUUGUGAUUUCAAAAGGAUUCAGCUUAUCCAAUAUAUAUUCAUACAUUUCUUAGAUUUUGGCCCUUAAUUCCACAUGUUUCAAUGUAUUUUAUAGGGAUUUAAUGUGAUAUAACACAGUAAUGCACACCUGUAUGCUGAAUUGAUAAAACAAAAUAAAGAGGAGGGUUCCCUAGUUAUGCUUAGCCCCCUGUGACACCCCUAAAUCAAAUAAUAGAAACAAAACAAUUAGAAAGUCUGUUUGCCCGAAACUAAUUUAAAUAGACAGCAAGGACCUAAAAGAAAAUGGUCUGAAUACAGGGGACAAAAAUCUACAUUUAUUGGCCCUCCUUCAGAAUGGACAGUCCACAUCAGUGAGGAGAAUGUCACUUAAAAGAGUAACUAGUUAUAGCUACUAGUUGAGUAAGUGAAUGUACAAUCAACGUAACUAAAUACUAGUCAAAUAACAAUGCAUUUCCUUUUUACAAUCUAAGAUGUUGAAGAAUUUGGAAAACUUUCCUGAUAUUGGAACUUCAAUACAAAUUGUUAAAUUAUUAAAUAUAAGAUUUUUGAUAUAAAUUAUUGAAAUAAAUAAUUUAAAAGGUUUCGUAUCUGAAAAACAUACACUAAUUUGUACCAUUUUGGUGUAUGUGGCUAAACAAGUGAGUUACAAUAUGAUCAUGUAGAAUUAAACAGGGGUCACACCACUGGAGAAAAACACCCAGCAUAACUGCAGAUUUACAGCAUUUCUGGGGGGGAAAACAGCAGUAAACCAUGCAAGUGAACUCAGUAUACCAGAGAGCAACAUGUGGCAAUGUUAGGUGCUUCUUUAGAUCAGAGGUGCUUCUAACAGAUGUACAAAUUCUUUUUUCUGGCACAUAAUGAGUAUAUCGCAGGAAUGUUUAGCUUUUGAUUCUAGAUUUACUUUUAGGGACUCUCAUUGGCUCUGUGCCAUCUUCUCUCCUCUCAGCCUGUGUUCAAGGUAAGGUGAACACCCGCCCACAUUACAGGUUCUCAGCCAAUCAGCACUUUGUAUGUCACUAUAUCAGCUUUACUUGACCCUCAGCUAAGAUCUGCCGCUCAUAGUUGCUUUGAUUGAUCAAGUUGUAGUAACACGCUGCUUUAGAUUGCAGGUAUCGCACUGUCUAUACUAAUGUGUGAAAAGUAAUUGGUUUGUUUUUUAAUGACUAACAAGCAAAGUUACAAAUUUAAUUUUUUAGGUAACAUUAUUACUCUCAACACUGUCCCUAAACAUAGUGUAUCAUGGUAAUGGCAGAACCAUGCUGCGUAGAUUGUUUUCUCUAGCAGGUACAACAAGGCUAUUCAUUGGAUUAUGUGGAGAUAGAUGGUUCUUAAUUCAAGGCAAACCAUAAAAUAAACCCAAAAGAGGCUCCAAAAGAUAAAAAAUAAAACUGGGGUGAAGAUUCAACUUUAAGCAGGACAGCUGUAAACAUUUGAGAUGGUUUUGAUCCAAACAAAUGCAUGUCAUAAUGACCUAAUCAAAGUCAAGUUAUUAUCAGGUCUUUUACUUUUAAUAAAUCUAGAUGAAAUUUGAGAUACGUUAAUAUUUCCUGUAAAAUGCUCCACUUAGUGUUUGUGACAAUAAUGCUUGUGCAUCUAAUUCUGAAAAGGUUUUAAAGGCAGAGAACAUUCUGAAAAAGAAUUCACACAUUAGGGGGGUAAACAUUUAAAGCCUGUUAAAGAUUCGCCAUCAUCCAGGACAAGGUUAUUUUAAAAGUUUAAAGCAAAACAAAAAAACAACUAAACCUAAUUUUUUGGCGGUUGAAAUUUUUUUGAUCUUCAUCUGAAGGCUGUUAUUCUGCAGAUGUAAUUCUCAUGUGCAGAUUGGACUCUCCUAACAGGGGAUUGUUGGUUCCAUUAUAAAAGGAAAAUAAAACACACAAAGGAUUCCAUUGCAUUUUUGGAACGUCUGAAAAAACUCAGAAAGAUUUUCUUCAAAAACAGUAUCAGUGCAUUUCAGACAUAACUGAUCUCUCAGACAGAGGUUGGUUAAUCCCAAGGACAAAAUUCUUAAACACAAACUAAGCUCCACAAUUCUCAGUUCAGUCCAGUGAGGAAAAUUUAGACUACUUUACUAAAGAAUCUAAUACGGCUCUCCAAGAUAAGGGACUCUCUUCUGGGGGUCAAAUGCCAGUUAUUUCUUGAGAAAGGACAAGAAAAAAGGAAAUAGAGGAAGAAACAUUUAAACAUUAAGCUUGAUGUUCAGUAAAAUUCAAACCAAGCACCUCACAGCCACCAUUAGUGCUGCUCAAAGUGGGCACUAACUCUGCUCUUUGGGGAGUUUGAGCUGUAUGGGAUUUAAAUCCAAAACAAGCCUAAAAAGCUCAGACGUCUUCCCUACUAGCUUUGAACUGAGAAAGCUCUUUGGAUAAUGGAUGAAAUGUUUUCAUCAACAAAGCCAAAGACCAGGUUUGUUGUUUUUUAACCUUAUUAUAUGUUUGCAUUGACGGAUCAGUUAGAUUUUUGUCAGCUACUGGUAAAUUAAUACAAAGGUCUCAUAUAGAAAUUUGAGCAGAGAUUUUAACUGCAUUUAAUAAAGACAUUGCUGUUUGGAAACUCAUAUAAUAAUCAAAGCUGUUAGAGCAGAUUCAAGGGGAGCAGCAGAGUACGUUUGUGAUGCAAAUAAGAAGCGAUGACUAUAAGAGUUUGAAGGAGGAAACAUUUCUGAAAUAACUCUCUAUAGGACUGUAAAAUCAAAAUCUGUGUUUAAAACAGAUCCAACGGACUUAGAAGUAGAGAUGUAGUUUAUGCUG